AUGUCGCAGGACUCCCACAAUGAUCCCGAUCCUUUCCAUGCCAUUGCUGUUCCGGAUGAGGCCAUGGCGAGCCCCGCGGCCAAAAGAGCUGCUUUCAGGCGGGAUCCACACGGUGUUCUUGUCUCCGGCCAGAGCUCCCAAUGUCGAAUAGUGCGAGAAGAGACAUUGGUUCGCAAAUCCGGGUCACGAGUUCGGGUUGAAGAAAGCAGCGCACUGGAAUUUGCCCAUUCCUUGCAACUUCCAGUCCCAGCGAUUCACGAAGUGAAAGCUUCCAGCCAGGAGACGGAAAUCCUGAUGGACUUCGUUGACGGGGAGUGUCUUGAGGAAGCCUGGAUGUCUAUGGACCCGGAGCAGAAGCGGAAUAUCGCAAAAAAAGUUAGACACGUGCUUAUAACAAUGCGAGAGGCAACAUCUGGUCAGCGUAGCAUUGGAGCUGUCAAUGGACCAGCUCACGAUUGUCGUCAAUUCUCGGAUUAUUUUGGUGGCCCUUUCGAUACCGAAGCAGAAUUCAACGACUUCGUUCUCGACUUUCUCCAAGGGACACCAUCGGUGAUCCGAGAUACUGUCAGAGGUGCGUUCGGCACUGACAGUCAAAUUGUCUUUACGCACKGCGAUCUGACACCGCGGAACAUCAUCGUCAAGGACGGCCAUCUUCAAGCACUACUGGACUGGGAGUACGCUGGGUGGUAUCCUGAAUACUGGGAGUAUGUGAAAUUCUUUGAUAGGCCAACAGACUGCAAGGACUGGAAAGAGUAUGCCGAAAUCAUAUUCGCGACGCACUAUCCAAAGGAACUUUUGACACACCAAGCGCUGGCAAGAUGGCAAAAACCGUAA
Ramularia collo-cygni is the source of this 834-nucleotide messenger RNA. RefSeq lists its product as uncharacterized. Lineage: Eukaryota; Fungi; Ascomycota; Dothideomycetes; Mycosphaerellales; Mycosphaerellaceae. The transcript has 2 exons. The coding region runs from base 1 to 834 and encodes 277 amino acids. The record is from RefSeq and is a predicted model, not a curated record.